Ctenopharyngodon idella (grass carp) is the source of this 2799-nucleotide messenger RNA. RefSeq names its product septin 4b (gene septin4b). The record is from RefSeq and is a predicted model, not a curated record. Gene Ontology annotation, molecular function: GTP binding; GTPase activity; molecular adaptor activity. Gene Ontology annotation, biological process: cytoskeleton-dependent cytokinesis; regulation of exocytosis. The transcript is spliced from 13 exons. Gene Ontology annotation, cellular component: synaptic vesicle; septin complex; septin ring. NCBI's taxonomy places the organism in Eukaryota, Metazoa, Chordata, Actinopteri, Cypriniformes, Xenocyprididae. Bases 16 to 1581 code for a protein of 521 amino acids.
UCUCCAUCAGUAAUAAUGGCAGCAAACUCUGAAGUCAACAGCGAUUCUGAGAUGGCAGAGUGUACAGUAGCCCCAGUAGCAAUGGAGGACAGUGACCAUGAGGUCGACUCGGCAUCAGAUGAGCAGGACUCUAUGCCAGCGUCACCUGAGCCCAGGAUGCAUGAAGUGGAAAAGCACUUCCCUAAGGAAGACUCGGAGGACUCGGAGCUGGAGCACAUCAUGGGACAUCACCCGCCCAGAGAGGGCCACCCGUUCGCCCACCCCGGGCCCCAUAAGGCCGAUAGUGAGGGUGAGGCUCACAGCAGGCCUCACACCCCAGGAACACCCACCUUCCUGAGGCCCGCAGCGGCACCCAGGGGCCCCGGAGAGUUAGAGCACGAGUCCAGACACGGGGCUCAGCGGGGCCAUGUGGACUUUAGCCUGUCGUCUCCCAUCAGCCCAUCCAGGCCUAAAAGUCCCUGGGGUCGCUUUGACCCCUAUGAAUCUGCUGAGGACCAGGACAAGGAAUAUGUCGGAUUUGCUACUUUGCCAAAUCAGGUUCACCGCAAAUCUGUGAAGAAGGGCUUUGACUUUACUUUAAUGGUAGCAGGAGAGUCAGGUUUAGGAAAGUCCACUCUGGUCAACAGUCUGUUCCUUACAGAUCUCUACAAAGACCGAAAACUGCUCAAUGCUGAAGAGAGGAUCACUCAGACGGUGGAGAUCACCAAACACACAGUGGACAUUGAGGAGAAGGGCGUCAAACUGAAGCUCACUAUCGUGGACACACCAGGAUUCGGGGAUGCUGUCAAUAACACUGAAUGCUGGAAGUCGGUGGCAGACUACAUAGACCAACAGUUUGAGCAGUACUUCAGAGAUGAGAGUGGACUGAACCGCAAGAACAUUCAGGAUAACCGAGUGCACUGCUGUCUCUACUUCAUUUCACCCUUCGGUCACGGUUUGAGGCCUCUGGACGUGGAGUUUAUGAAGGCUCUUCAUGAGAAGGUCAACAUUGUUCCUGUACUAGCUAAAGCUGACACACUCACACCAAUGGAGGUCAAGAAAAAGAAAAUCAAGAUUCGAGAGGAGAUCGAACAAUACGGAAUAAAGAUCUACCAGUUUCCAGACUGUGAUUCAGAUGAGGAUGAGGACUUCAAACAGCAAGACCAAGAGCUCAAGGACAGCAUUCCCUUUGCUGUGAUUGGCAGUAAUACAGUAGUGGAAGCAAAAGGCAAGAGGGUUCGAGGACGUCUGUACCCUUGGGGAAUUGUAGAAGUGGAGAACCCAGCACACUGUGACUUCGUGAAGUUGAGGAACAUGUUGGUACGAACACACAUGCAAGAUCUGAAGGAUGUGACCCGGGAAACCCACUACGAGAACUACAGAGCCCAGUGCAUCCAGAGUAUGACCCGCAUGGUGGUGAAAGAACGCAAUCGCAACAAACUGACCAGGGAGAGCGGCACCGACUUCCCCAUUCCCAUGGUGCCCAGCGUCACUGACGAGACGGAGAAGCUCAUCCGAGAGAAAGACGAGGAGUUGAGACGAAUGCAGGAAAUGCUGCAGAAGAUCCAGGAGCAGAUGCACACACAGAAAGAGGCGUAUUAACGGCGCUCGCUCGGAUCUUCAGCGCCGUCCUCUCCACCGGCACCUUCACAUUACUGCGGUAUCACUGAACAUGCUAGACCCGGCUGAGUGUGCCGUCCAUGUCAGAACAGAGCAGCCUUUCACUACAAACAUCUCACUAACACAUGUCUGGGUCACAUUUCAGAAUAAUAAUAACAACAAAUAAUAAUAAAUUCUUUGAUUUUUGAGGUGAAAUUUCACCCAGACAUGUUGAUAUGAAUAAAGGUUCAUUUUUGGCAUGAAGGUUCUUUUGGAAGGGUUCUUCUAUGACAAAAACCUUUAUUCUGUACUAGUUUAUUGUUGUUUCCAUUCUGACUGACACGUUAUUCAAUGUAACUUUGUUCUUGUUUGAAUAUAAAGGCGCUCAUGUGAAGGCGUCUGGUUUAGGGGCGGUGAAGACAACAGCCCUUUAACCACUUUGCUUGUUGUCCAAUAUGUGUUUCUACCCCAAGAUUGUUUUAUAAUUGCUUGAUAUCGUAGGAUAGACACGAUGGAAUUAUUUAAUUUUUUUUUUCUACAAUGUGUAACUUUAUUUUGUACAAUGUUCAUUAAUUGCAUCGGUUGUUAUGUAUGUCUUUGGUUUUGUUUGUAUUUCUAUACAAAACUGCAAAAUGGCUUCUUUUAGAAAGUUUCUAAAUGAAAAAAAAAAAUUGUUUUAUUUUCUUAUUGGAGAAAUAAAGUACUGUAGAGAGAUAUUUUUGUUAACACAGCUAACACAUAUUGUUUCUCCUCUGGAUAAGAUGUUCCUGGCCUUGAACUCAUUCUGCAAGUGCAUGUUUAAAGAAGAAACGUCUGAUUCUGUUCUCUUGGUGCGAUCGUGUAUAGAAACACAGUUUAGUGAUACUCAGUUUCUGAGCAGUAAAAAACAUUGAUGUCUAUGUCACAAGUUGAAGAUCUUUGACGACUGGUGGUCAUGUGAUCCGCUCAGAAGAGAUCUCAAAACAGACAUUCUGACAAAACAUGAAUGAACCAAUAUGCUUCUGCUGUUUCAGUUGUGGUGAGGGUGCUCAUUGUAAUAUCUGUGUUAUAGACAUGGUGUUACAGUCUAUAGAAAUAAAUUAUAUUUCUCCUGCAUCAUAUAUAUUUUCUUGGGUAAUGUUGGUGAAACAAAGAACACUUAGUAAACAGUGUUGAGGAAAAAAAAAUAAAAACCCUUGAAAUAGAGUGUUGGGUCAGAGGUGAAUAAAUCCAUUUACUAUG